AGGAGGUGGUGGGGCAGCAGCAGCUGGCUCACGGCCUCCCCAGAGCCCUCCCGGCCUUGGCACCGGCACUGGCACGCGCUAUGGCAAAUGAAGAGCAAGUCCUGCCUUCCCCGCUCAAAGGGGGGCACCCUCCUGCAGUAAAGGCUGGAGGAAUGCGAAUUUCCAAAAAACAAGAAAUCGGCGUGCUGGAGAGACAUAGCAGAAAAACAGGAUUAGAGAAAACAAGUCCCAUCGCAAGUGUUGCCAAACUCCAGGCGCUGGAUGCCCUGAACGACACACUGGAGAAGCUCAGCCAUAAAUUUCCAGCAGUAAUGCACACGGCACAUCAGAAACCCAGACCUGCCCUGGAGAAGGUCACUCCACUGAAACGGAUCUACAUUAUUCAGCAGCCUCGAAAAUGUUAAGCUGGAACGUAAAACACAGCCGUCUGGCCAACUGCCCCACGUGCAUCUGACAGCUUGGUGAAAAGGACCAAAAUUUUCCGUAGGCCUAGUGCACUUGCUUGGUCGAUAAAACAGCUUUUGUAUCUUCUCUUCUGACUUUAGAUAAUAAAGCAUCCAAAUUCAUAAA
Molecule: messenger RNA, 570 nt
Organism: Ailuropoda melanoleuca (giant panda)
Lineage: Eukaryota; Metazoa; Chordata; Mammalia; Carnivora; Ursidae
Gene: DAPL1
Product: death associated protein like 1
Exons: 4
Coding region: 81-404 (107 amino acids)
Biological process (GO): cellular response to amino acid starvation; apoptotic signaling pathway; negative regulation of autophagy
Molecular function (GO): death domain binding
Source: RefSeq, a predicted model, not a curated record